Pseudogymnoascus verrucosus is the source of this 3078-nucleotide messenger RNA. RefSeq lists its product as uncharacterized. Lineage: Eukaryota; Fungi; Ascomycota; Leotiomycetes; Thelebolales; Thelebolaceae. The record is from RefSeq and is a predicted model, not a curated record. The coding region runs from base 543 to 3008 and encodes 821 amino acids. The transcript has 2 exons. Gene Ontology annotation, molecular function: hydrolase activity.
GUUUUAUAAUCGUGAGGUCGUAGGAGUAUGGCUCGUUCUGUACUGCGUAUUGUUGAUUUGGUGGUUGCUUCUAUCUGCGAAAUUUCAAAAAUUCGAGAUUACCUAAUCUAAUCCAGUCCCUCGCACGUGCCGCCCGCGCCAAAAGUCUAAGUCUAAUGUUUUCGGGGGGCACGGACCAGGGACUGAUACCGAAUGUAUGACGUCGACUGUCUCGCUCGGGAACGGUUCCUUGUCCUCGGUGAUCGACGUUGGGGAGUGGAAUGUUGUCUCUGCCAUAUGGAGCAACUGGGAAUCUCUUUUGGGAACAGAUGGAUCGAUUGCGGUGGCUUAGAUUGGCUGAGGCUGCUGCUGUGAUAUAAGUACUCUUUGUCCGCUAUUUGGUUGGUGCGAAAGGGUUUAAUAUCGUUGAUAUUUCUUCAGUCCCGAUUCUGAGCAACGAGGACUUGUUUGAGUAGAUGCUCUGUUGGGAUUACCAUACUAGCUAGGAGGAGGAUAUCGAUUUUUAUUUCCACUGUUGGAUAAGCUGUUAUAUAUUUGGCGUCAUGCCUUUCAAUACCGCGACGGUGGGCACGGCAGUUACGCCUACUGUCAUUGCUACACUUAUAUCUCAUUACCUCAAUCGCAAAAAGAGCAAGACCCGGGCCCUCAAACCAACAGCCCACAUCUCCUACGACGAAGGCCUCGCACUCAUCCGACAAUUCCUCCUCUACGCCUCCCACCACACCGUCGAAGAGCUCCAAGGCUUCACCUCCCAAAAAGUCCCCCACCCAACAUGGGUCAAGACCAAAGAAGUCAACAUCCCCCCGGCCCAAAUCGCUAAGGCUGCCACAACAAUCCAAACCCAACUCGGUCCCGAGGGCAUCGAGCUGGUCGGCGGCAAGACAUGGUGGCAAUGGCGACGCCCCGGCAGCGAGCUAAAAGCCGAGUGGAUCGAGAUGCGCGCCGACUACCUCGCGCGCAAGAAAUCAGCCGACAAGGGCCGCCGCGUCAUGUUCUACGUCCACGGCGGUGCCUACUUCUUCGGCAGCGUCGACGUGCACAGAUACCAGCUGCAGCGGCACGCGCGCAAGCUCAACGCCCGCGUCUUCGCCCCGAGGUAUCGUCUCGCGCCACAAUUCCCGUUUCCGGCGCCGCUGCAGGAUUGUUUGGCUGCGUACCUGUAUCUGUUGGAGUCGGGACAGGAUGCGUCGACGAUUGUGAUGGCGGGGGAUUCGGCGGGUGGGGGGAUGGUGCUUAGUCUGCUGUGUAUUUUGAGGGAUCAGGGACUGCCGUUGCCGGCGGGGGCGGCGCUGAUAUCGCCGUGGGUGGAUCUGACGCAUUCGUUUCCGAGUGUGGCGGGGGAUAGUACGUUUGAUUAUGUGCCGCCUCAUGGGUUUCAUCAGCGGCCGUCGGCGUCGUGGCCCCCGCCGAAUUCGGAUGAUAUUGAUGCGAUAAUGGAGGCGCUGGCGACGCAGCAGGCGGAGAAGCUGAAGCAUGUUGAGGGAAAUGAUAGGGCUUCGGUCGUGGGGUAUCAUGUUCAGGACUCGGAAAUGGGAAACCAAGGACCAGCUACCACUCGACUUGCGAUCGUCCCUGGAAAGGGGCCGAAUAUUUCUGUGGCCGUAGACGGGAAAAUCGUCGAGGUUAUUGAUCAGAUUCAUAUGUACACUACCAACGCCCUUCUUUCGCACCCGCUUGUUUCGCCCGCCCUUCAGCCCUCUCUCGGUGGCCUCCCUCCGCUACAAAUUCUCACCGGAGGCGGCGAAAUCCUACGCGACGAACAGAUCUACCUAGCCCACAAGGCAGCAAACCCAUCAUUAUACCCACCCCCCGAAGCCUUCCUCAAGGAUAACCCCAUUGCCCGCAAACAAAUCAACGCCUGGAAACCUACCGACGUCCAGCUCCAGGUCUGGGACGACCUCUGCCACGUCGCCCCGACCCUCUCCUUCACACGACCCGCAAAGCACAUGUACCGCUCAACAGCUCAAUUCAGCGCCUGGGCCCUCGCCCGCGCCCAAAAGCGCGAAAUCGAAAUCCUCGACGACGACGCCGUGAGCGUGAUAUCGCGCUCCACUUCCGAACAUGGCGUCUCACCGAUCGAAAACGAGCUAGCAAAAGGCGCAAUAGGCAAAGCAGGCGACCCGUUACCGCCCUUCCAUCACCACAUGAUCCGACAGCGCGUUGACCGACACGGAAACAUCUUCGAGCUAGCGCCUGCCUCCGAACUGCCGGGUUGCACGAUGCCGCGCGAGGAGAUCGGGAGCGUCAAGCCCGGCCCCGCGCGGCGCUGGAUGGCGGCCAAGGCGAAAUUCGACCAGCGCUUCGCACGGGAGAAGCGGAAGGUGCAGAGGCGGCGGAUCCGCGAGAUGGGGGAGGGCUACGAGGUGUUUGGCGGGGAGAUGCCGCCGCCGAGUGCGCUAGCGGGGCGCAGGGUGAAGGGGAAGGAGGCGGCGGAGCGGAAGAGGAGGACGGGGUGGGGGCUGGGGAUGUGGAGUUUGUGGGGCUCUGAGCACGAUAAGCAGACUAUACAACGGGAGUUGAAUGCUGCGGAUGUGGAUACCGCGGCUGCUUCGCCGGAUGAUGGGGCCGGGGCGGCGGGGAGGGGUGAUUCGUUGGGGAACUCGGCGGUGCCGGUGGUUGGGGAUGCGAUUCAGCUUGAGGAGCGGGAGCGGGAGCGGAGUCGGAGCAAUUCGCGGAGGGUUUCGGUGAUGGAUAGGAAUCAGACGGGGGAAAGGGGUGUGGAUGAGGAUACACCUGCUGCGGACCUGGUAGCCAUGCAGCAACAGGCGCCGAAUGGGAGGACGGUGGUGAAUCAGUAUCUUACGCCUGAGUUUGCGGCUAGGAGGGGUGCUGGGGAUGGCGUGGCGGGUGUGGAGAGAGAUGGGAAGCCUGUGAGGCCGAAGGCUGGCGGGGAGGCGUUUCCGUUUAGUGUUAGAGGGGCGGAGGGGGAGAGGCCGGAGAGUGCGGCGAGUAUGGCUACGCUGAUGAGUGAAAUGGGGGUGAGACCUGUGGCGGAGGUUGAGCGGUAGAUAUUGGGAAGAUGUAUAAGAUUGUAUAGUGUGAAUGUCAGAUACCAAAAUCUGUUGUAAAUGUUAUGAG